AACUGGAUUCAGGAACACACAGAUCCUGGAUCAGAAGCAACCAGACAAAUGAGGUCUUUGCUGGACGUCAGCCAUCACAGAAGAGAGACACGUGAUCUCUCAAGUUUAUACUGAGUAUGAUGUAUAUGGGAUGGAAUACUCUGUUGGUCAAUUUAGAGUCACCUGCCCUAUUUGCCCCUCCUUGCAGGUGCAGCUACUUUUCUGCAAGCUUGAGGAUGGCCUUGGUUAAGUAUAAGCAUUGGCCUUUUUGCAUACCAAUGUCCUGUGUUAUCACUUUAGAGAAGACUGUCUCAAAAUCACACAGUUAGUUUUCAGAGAAUGAAGUUACUUACAGGGAGUUAGUCACAAAACUGACUCUAAUUUAUCUCAUACUACAACAACCCCCUUAGGAAAUUGCUUUCAGCCAUUCAAACUGGGGAGUGGGGUGCAAGAGGCAGCACAAUCUGGGAAACUGAGUCCCAGGGAAGUCUUUGGUAUCUGUGUCCUCCCAAACCAGUCCACGCACAGCAUGGGCUCCUGUGCCCUGACAGGGGUAGGGUACCCUGAGGACUCCAUGGCCUCACUCCCUGGGCAAUUCCUGCACCUCUGAGGCCUCUGUGCUGGGGCUGUGGUACCUCAGAUUUGGGCAUUGAGAGGAACCAGGGCCAAUGCUGGCCCCUGAGGUUGCCUGCCCUGGGAACUACCUCUGUGAGGAGGUUGGCGGGGAGGGUCAGGCUUUACCCCUGCCUCGGAAACUCUCAUUUUGGUUUCAAAGGGCAGCACGGUUCCCAUUAGUGCUUUGGUGAAAUGAUGAAGCAAAUGCAGCGCAUACAAACCCCUGCACACAGCACUUGUCAGCUGAAUGCUUUCAAUGGACCCUGGAGGCAGUAAUUGGUAAAAUACAUAUUUUUAUUUUUUAAUUCACUGAUGGACUGUUUUCAAGUCAUGAGUGUAACAAUGCGUGCUUCUGUCAAGUGGUCACAGCAGCUGCAAGAAGGGAUCCUUUCACAUAAGGAUUCUGUUUGUGGAGGUGUACAGCUGCCUUCUCCCUGCCCCCAACCUCCCUAGGUCAGGAAAGGAAGGCUUUGCUCUUCCCUGUCACAGACUGGGCAGUGGGGACCAGGAGGAUGCCGUGUAUAUUCUUCUGUGCCUAUCUAAACCCUGGCCCUAUGCAGCCCCUCCAGGACUCGGUAACAGCAGUGCAAUGGACUAACUAUGUAACUAAUGUAAGAGCAGCUACAUUUACAGUAGCAUUUUUUUUUGCCCAAUAUUACCAGUGUGGUGUUUUCUUUGGUUUUAAUAAUGUUGCAAUAAAUUCCUUGGCUGGCCCAUACCUAACUGGAGACGUACUUGAUAAAAAAACUGCUGUGUAAAUACAUAGGAUGACAUAGCACAGAUCAGCACAGGUAUUUAAAGGGAGUGCUACCGCCACCGAAGGGCACGAACGCAGUGCCAAGCCCUGCAGCAACCCUGGCUUUUCUCCUGUUGCUGCAGGAGAGACCCGGGUCAGUGUGAGCCUCACGUCCCGAAGGUGCUGCACGUCCUGGGGUGCUGUUUUCCAGCCCCAGACAGGUGUGAGCGCCACGGCAGCCUCUCUCAGGUAAUAAGCAAGGUGUGCCUUUUGCGGAAGCUUUGCUGUCAAGCCUGCUCAAAGGCAAGAAUGCUUUGAGAUCUUCAUUCAGCCCCUGUUAUGAAAGGUUUUUCAGUUUUAGCAUUACAUUUCUUUUAGAAAGACUGAAAACGUUAUUUCACUUCGUUCAGGUUCUUCGUCGAAUCUUUCUUUUAGGGCAGGGACAUUUUUAGGAAAGCUUUGCCUUACUUAGUGUUUCUCCGUAGCAGUGCACGAUUUGAUGCUGUCAGGAUAAAACAAGAGGAAUAUCACCUGUGCCUUCCCCGUCGCCUUUCCCAGGGUUUUCUCCCCUCCAGCUUCCCCAAAGCAUCGUCGCCGCGGGCUUCGAGCUCGCCGGUGCUGCCGAAGGGCUGAGCCGCCAGCUGUCAUAGGACGACUCUGCCCUUCCCCUCAUUUUCACUGAGGAGAAGCCAAUGGGAGGCGGCUUUCCUGGGUGGCUGAUGUUGUAUUUCCCCCCCCCGUAAUUCCUCCGUAAUUUCGCGUCGCAGGCUCCACCCGGCGGCGCCCGGCGGGUCGGGUCGGGGGCUGCAGGAGCUCCGUGUGGCCGGAAUGGACGGGGAUGGGGCUUUCGUCUCCUUGUCGUUUCCCAUCAGGAUCCUGCAGAACGAGGGCCUGACCGUGCCGGUGCCUUCGGAGGAGUUUCUGCCCCGGGGAGGGCGGUGGGCGUCCCGCUCCGGCCGCCCCCGUACUGAGUCCUAGUUGUGAAGCUGUCUGUGCAGAUCUUGGGACAAGUAGGACAACUUGCUAAAAGCAGACACGUUAUUGUGGUUAGAAAUGAACUUACCUUGGGAGGAAACACUUCAUCAGGUUGGCAAAGAGACUGCUUAGCCCUCUCAUGCAAGAUUUCUUCAGAAGUAAAGAAGCACAACAGGGAGACAUUCUGAUCUUUGAAAAUAGCUGGAACCACUGGGAAGAAGCAGCAACACUGUGCAUCAAGCAAGGAAGCCAGUUCCCAGUUAUCAAAACAUGCUGUUGAACUGAAUUUUGCAGCUGUGUUUUCAAAUGUACCAUGGGAUGCAUCAAAUCCAGGCAUGCCUUUACAGGUUCAAAUGCUAUCCAGGAUGAAAAGAUCAGGGAAGGUAAUGAAGGAUGCAAUGGGGAGAAGUCAUCACUGAUAGCAGUGAAGAUGGAUGAGAAAGGUCCAUCAAGCACUAUUGUGCUAGAUUAUGCACAUCGUCUGUCCCAUGAAAUUCUUGAUCAGGCGGUGAAACAGUGGGCAGUAACUGAAAGUAAAUAUAGUGACAUCCCUUAUAUUGAAAGUGAUGUGCCCUGAGCCCUGACUGGUAAGGACUGUCUUCACAGUGAGCGUCCUGUCUGUUGAGCCAUUCGUAUUUGGUACUAGUGCAAAUAAAGUAAAAUCAGCUGUGAUCUGAACAUAAUGGCAGUAUAUGAAUGUAUUUACAAGGAAAGGCUGAAAAAAUUGCCUUUUAAUCAGUAUUGCUAAGAAACUCAUUGGAUUACAAUAUAAUCUAUUAAUUAGAAGUAAUUUGUUACCAGCCAUAUGUUGAGUAUAUUCUGUCUUUGUAUGUGUUGAAUGUGAUCUGAAAUUAGUGUUAAGGAAGAGCAUGGCCGCCCUUCAGCUGUCCAAGCACUGCCACUGAGGCCCCAAAGAUGGUCAAGAACAAAGCAUGGAUUAUUUACAUAUACUGCAUAAAAAACCAAUGGCCUGAUUGUAGGUGACAAGAGAACUCUACGCUUGGUAAAUUUGUCCACGUUUUGCUAAAUUGAAACCAAGGUCUACAUGUAGCAACGAUAACUGCUGUCAUAAAUUCUACCUUGAUUCUUUGACCUGUCUAAAUCUGUAAACCACAAAAUAAUGAAGGGGAUAAGAAGCGUUUUAUAAAACCAAGCAGCAUUCAGGGAACCAGGUGGAUGACGAUAUUAUUCAACUUUCAUUCUGAAGAGAACCAGUGCAAAACAUUACAAUAUUGAAAAACAGUGUGUUAGAAUUAACAGAUGCUCUGGCUUCUGUAAGUAAAUAAAGGUUAUUCUCUAAAAUCCUGCAGUAGGGUAGUUUAAUUACAUCUGAUCACUGUGUUCAGACCAGAGCUUUGUUUUUUUCAGUUUCUUGUUUUCCUUUGGUGUUAAGGUACUGGGUUUGGGGGUUUUGUUUUGUGGUUUGUGUUUUUACUGUAACCCAGAGAGGUGUGCAAAAACUACUGAUGUGAACUAUUGAAAUGAACCUUCAAAGGUGUAAUAAUGUUUUAGGACUAUGUAUUUCAUAGAACUGUGGCUGCAUUACACUAAAAUUACACUCUAAAGUAACGCAGAUGUGAUGGUAUGCCUUCUGUAGGCUCACUGCUUACCCAUUAGUAAACCUGGGUAUGGCUCAUGCAAAUAUGAGCUACAGAAACCUAAAGCCUGAGCAGUGCACUGAAUUAGUGAAUAAGCCUUACGCCCAAAGCUAAAGGGCUACAUUCUUUACUGAUUUUAUCUGGCUUGCAUACACACAUGGCACGCUGCUUCUCUGGGACUUGCAGUCUGACCUACUGUACUCCUAACUAGCAUUUGAAAUACCAAAAACAAAGAUGAAUUAAUCAUAGUAAUCAUGAACCUUGCUGACAUUUUAUACAAAGUGAAAGCCUUGUAGAAGCUUGGUUUUUUAACACUUGUUUGUUCUUUUUUUCUGUUAUGGCCAGUUGAAAAGAAAUAGUCUGGUUUUUUUUCCUAAAUCAAAGUGCUUUCCACUUUAUGUUUUUGUUUUCUACAAAAAUGCUUUCCAUACUGGCAAAAACUGUUGCUAUUUCUAAAAGGUACACAUAGUUCUAGUAACUGAUACAAAGCAUAAUUUUCAAGCCCUGGUAAACAGAAAGAGGACCGUGCAAAUUAUUAUUUUUAGCUUAUUCUCAGACAUAAGACAGUCUAUUAAUUGAGCCGAUUUGCAAACUUUGUGACACAAAUGUAGUUAUUUGAAAUUCACCUGUAUGGGGAAGUGGUUGUAUCAAGAGUAAAUAAUACUUUUUUGUAACACAGCAUAAGACUGCCAUUAAUUCACACUGACCAGACCCUGCUGAGACUGUUCUCAGGCUUUUGCUGGAAAAGGGAUAAAGAAUCUGAUCUGUUUAUUAUGUUUUAAUGCCGCUUUCUCUGAAGUAAUGUAGUUGUCUUUCAAGCCAUAUGUAAAAUGGGAGUAAGGUAUUAUCACCCAUUUAAUUCCUACUGCUAACAGUGACAUUCCUUGAAGCUCUAAAGCAUGUUAAACAUUAAAUCAUAUUGUACAUUUGCUCUACCUAUAAAAACUCCAUACCACAUACUAAGGUGAAUUAGAAAGCAAAAUCAAAACACUGAUCAUAUCAGUACAUACUAAUUGGCUAUUGCUUAACUAUAGCAUUAAAAAAUACUCCUAUUCUAAAAUAAUGCUUUAUUGCAAAAAAAGGCCAGCCUUUUUGGAACAUGAGAGUUGGCUCAAGAAUGUAAACGUUGCCAAAAACAGUAAUUAAAAAAAAAGCCCAUACUCCACAGAUACUAUUUUCCAGAUAGGUGAAGAGCAGACAGAAAACUGCAUUCACUCUAUGAGUGCAUUUAGGUCUGUUUGCCUUGAUCCUUGGUGGCUGCCAUGGGGAGUCAGGUGCUGCAGUGCUCGCUGUUGCAAUGUCUCAAAGCCUUUCUUUGGAUGAAGUUUCAGCAUCUGGUGCUUUUCUGGAAUCAGAAUAUGAGAUGCACUUUUGAAAGUAGCUCCUCCAUUGGCAGGUUGCCAGUGCACAGUUCAACGCAGGCAGAAUUAUAAAAUAGUGUAAAAUAGCCUAAAGUUAACUCACAGCAUCUGUACUGAUAAAAACUCAAAAUUUCCCCAGAGGAGAAAGUUACUUAGGUAUAAUUAAACAUGCAUCACAUCACAUCACAGUGAGCUUCCAUUCAGAGUACUUGCUGUGUGGACAGCUACACUGCUGGAUGAGCAGCAGCUGAGUUGCCUGGUGCUUGUUACGUCCAAACAGCCACUUGCUUGCAACUACAAAGCUUGUCUUCCCUCAUUAAUGCCUGAAGAUUACAGCAGCUUCAAUAUGGCCUGAAGUGCAAUUCCAGCUGGUUUUGAUACUUUCUACGACACUGGAACUUAAGGGAAAACAUGCAGCAAAUGGAAAACAUGCAAGCUUGCAAACAAGCUUACAAAAAACAAGGACAUAGCUUCUCACCAGGAAAAUAAUCUUUUUCACAAGACAUUGUCCUUAAUAAAUAAUGCACUUAUCCUUAAUUAAAAAUAAAUCUUUUCCAUGCUACAGUCUAGUGAGAGACUGAAGGAGAGUUCUGCUGUAUUUUUAAUAGGCACAAUGGUAAUACAUAAUAAUAAUAAAAAUAAAGGGUUCUUCACCUAAAUAAAAUUACAUCCUUUUACUUAUCAUUAGAUUAUCUAAACUGUGCUAUGUCUUAUAAAGCCACUUACAGUUGCCACUGAUUCUUCAAUUUGAUUUUGUGUAACAAAGGCCCUUCCGUAUGGAGCUGGCAUAAUCUGCAAAACCAUUUACUUCUAUUUAGGAGUUAAAAAUACAUUAGCUUUACCUUUUCUCCAGGAAACAAAAAUAUAGUUUGAGUGAGUACUAUGUGACUGACUUGGUAUUCUAAUAAUGGUUUACAACACACUAACUGCAGCACAACUUUGUAAAAUCAGUGUUUCUGUAGUAAGAUACAUUAGUAUUCCCAAAUAAAACACACCACAAUCUAUUUUUACAAUAUUUUUGUGGAAAAUACUUUCUUGUGGACUAAAUAAAAUUAAACUUACCAUUUGCUUGUAAGACUCUUAUUUGAUAAAAAUGCACAGCGUGUUGUUAGCAUGAAUUCCCAUUCACAUAAAUUUUGGAAGCAACUGAACAUGCAAGUCAAAGAUUAUUGAUUUAGAAUUAUAGUCUCGCUAAAACGUUUUAAGUCCUUUUCCAUCAGAGAGGGCAUGAUCCCUACUCCCUGGGGAUCACUGUGUUUUUCAUUAAAUAUAGCCAGUGAAAAUUGCUCCUUUUGUACAAAAAUAAUGAAUCAAUACUAAAUUAAAAAUAGCCAUUGUUUAAGAAUCUAAACCAUUUAAAAAUAAGGGGAGGAGAUUUACAUUUCUUGCAGAACCAGCAUGAGGUAGAUAUUCAAGUAAUAUUCUCAGAAGUUACUGUAAAGAUAUGAAUGAAAUCUCUCAACUACUUUGAAAAUGAGCUAAGGGCUUGUCUCAUUACAAGUACAUAGUAACAUAAACUGGCAACUGAAAUUGUAAAAAAAUUAUCUUAAAGAUUCUAGUGACAAAGCAAGGUGCCAUUUUUUCUUGAUUUUGCUCAUCUCAUUCUUUGAAACUCACUCUAGUAGUUCACCUUGAUGCCUGAAUGUCCUCGUCUUUGUUUCCAGGCAACAGCUUCUAGGAAGGAAGGAGCCAUAAGCCAGUGUGGGCCAUUACUAUUGAUAAUAAAAACUGCCCAGUGUUGAAAACUUUGUAAUGGUUCCACUGUAGCUCUGAAUUUUUGAUUCCCAAGUGCUGAUGAUUGACUAUGUUAUUGGAAUAAAAGUUUUCUUCCGUUAGUCUCAGUGGGUCAUCUUCAGAGAAGCCAAAAUUUGUAUUUGUGACCUGUCUAUAACCGUAGAAACAAGUAGGAAGAGAUACUGAUAUAUGCUUUGGUUAACCAUAAAAAAACACGCAGUCUUAAUGUUGAAGAAAGAUUAGUAACUAUGUGUUGCAUACACAACAGAGAAAUUAACUUUUCCCCAAAAAAAAUUAUACUUUUAUAAAGGGGCUCUGGUUAUGUCAGAUAACCUCAAGUAUUAUUAAUAUCAGGACCCAGUAAUCUUUAAUUUACAUAAAACAAUGGGGGAUUUUAUUUGUAUUUAAAUUUUUAUCCAAACAAAUACAUCUGUUAGGAUAUGUUGUGUUAAAAAACUGUACAAUACAUAUAGCAGCAAGUAUUUAAUGUUUUCCCUUAUUUGUUACCUUCAGUACAUACGCUGUACCCCCCCUAAUUUUCACAGAUUUUCCACCCAGGAGACAGGAUGUUCAUGAGCACAAGCAGACGGGAAUCCAGACUGGUUGGUAUCCCUAAACUCCAGCCACUUGUAGUAUUAGGCCCAGGCUGACCUCUACCACUAAAAUCAAUAGACAAUCACUAACACCAACAAAAAAUGUGCUGCUUAGUGUUUGGAUGAAGGUCUGAGACAGUUAUUUCUUCACCACUGUAAGACCAGGAAAACCUAGUAAUUUUUGAAAUCACAAAAAACUAAUUAUGCACUUCAAUCAAAC
Messenger RNA from Cuculus canorus (common cuckoo), 7811 nucleotides. It is a transcript of the gene AKAP19, whose product is annotated as chromosome 6 C2orf88 homolog. Lineage: Eukaryota; Metazoa; Chordata; Aves; Cuculiformes; Cuculidae. Bases 2619 to 2882 code for a protein of 87 amino acids. The record is from RefSeq and is a predicted model, not a curated record. The transcript is spliced from 4 exons. Gene Ontology annotation, molecular function: protein kinase A regulatory subunit binding.